Messenger RNA from Physella acuta, 1078 nucleotides. RefSeq lists its product as uncharacterized. The record is from RefSeq and is a predicted model, not a curated record. Lineage: Eukaryota; Metazoa; Mollusca; Gastropoda; Physidae.
CCUCCGCCGUGAAGCUGUCCACGAGCCAACCGGAAACAGAAGUAUACCGCGUCGUCUGUCAGCCCUGUCGUCCACACGGUGUACAGUGAUAUAAGUCGGGUCAGGUUGUGAAAAUCCAGAAGAAAAACAAACAGAAAAAGUUUAUACACAAAUUUUAGUCUUCGAUACCUUUUGGGCAGCUGGAACUGUAGAAUGAGUACACAUUUGUGCAGCUUGCGCGUGCUGGUGGUGACCUUGGGUCUGUCUUUCACAUGUGCCUUGUAUAUCCCUUCAAAUCAGAUCUGGAAGUACGACUCUCAACAGAGGUAUCUGGAGAAUAUCAUAGAGCAACUGUAUCAGUCCCUUAUACCUACCGAGAACGGCGAGCAAACAUUCAAGGAAGUUCUUGAAAUUCUCCGUCCGUUCAUCAGACCGAAGAUGUACAUAUUGUUGAGGAAAAAUGCGAAAGGGACGGACAACGCCAAUGAAAUUCCCCAACAGAGAUACCAAAAGAAAUUGGCUACGAAACAAAAGAAGGUUUCUAUAUCAGAGAACGAGCUCCAGAGUUUUUUCAGCGAGGACCGAGACAAAUUUGGGCCGCACAAACCAAUCUCCCUGAAAAUCGUCAAGAUCCAGCGAUUUCCGGAUACCUUCGAGAGUUUCCCGACAUUCGACCGCUUUAAGAUUCCGUCUAUGAAUGGGAAACCUCACGGUUCCUGGGACGCACUCCCAGUCGAAAUCCCAGUCAACGAGGAGCAACUCAACCCCUUUGAAGACACGUCCGUGGAAGAUCCGUUUGAGGGCUUCCCGUUAGGGGACUUCAUCAACGAUAGACGUGACUGUGAUAAUAUCAAGAAUCAGCCUUGUGACGAAGAGAGCGAUUGCAUCUGUAACGGCUUCUACACCUGUAGAGCAGGCAGGUGUGAGCCAAAGAGCCCUAUCAACAUAGGCGGUAGUUCUCCGGCAGUCACUCCCUUUGGAACCUGGCACGACCUGCUGAUUGAUAAGCGAGACCGACCCUAGAGCGCCAUGGCGGAGGCAUCUGUCCCAACGUUUGAGCCGGGACUACUUGAAUAAAUAAACAGAAAAAUAAAAGUUA